Cloeon dipterum is the source of this 1412-nucleotide messenger RNA. RefSeq lists its product as uncharacterized. NCBI's taxonomy places the organism in Eukaryota, Metazoa, Arthropoda, Insecta, Ephemeroptera, Baetidae. The record is from RefSeq and is a predicted model, not a curated record. The coding region runs from base 99 to 1226 and encodes 375 amino acids. The transcript has 5 exons.
GAAACUGUUAUAUAAAAAGGUGAGCUGGACGAAAAACGCUAGCAGAGGCGAAUGUGUGGAUGCGGAGCGCCAAUCACUGUUCCACGAGCAGCACUUAAAUGCAACACAGCCGUCUCGCGCCCUUUCGCCACCUAAAAAACGCUGGAAGAAUGUCUCCGUUCUUGUGCGCCAUUAUCUUGCUCGGCCUUUAUUCAUCCCUGGCCUCCGCCGCCAACUUCAGUCAAGUAUACGAGUGGCCCGAUGUCAUGGACUACGAGUGGCCGUCGGAAGAAAUCAAGAUAAAGACCUUGAAAACUUUCAAACAAGAGUAUAUGUAUCCUCGUUCCAUGGUUAUUUACGGAUCAAGACUCUUUCUCAGCCUUCAGAGCUAUGGUGGUGUCAUACUACCAGUGACUCUGGUGUCUUUACCGAUGAGCGGCGCGUCUUCAGCGUCCCCGAAGCUCACUCCAGUCCCUUCGUGGGACAUGCACAAAAAUGGAAACUGCGACAAAAUUGAAGAAGCAACAGGGAUACAAGUGGACUCCGUUGGAAGGCUUUGGGUGCUGGACAACGGUAGCGACAACUGCAAAGCCAAAAUAUGGACCAUUGACUUGAUGAACGGCAAUCGCAACAAAAUCAUUCAUCGCUUUUCUUUUUCAUACGGGCUGCACGACUUGGUGCUAGACGAAACACCCAGCGGAACCUUGGCCUUCAUCUCGCGGUGGCGUCAAAAACACAUUAUCGUUUUUAGUUUGGAAAAAAACCAAAGUUGGAAUGUGUACACGCCAGGAAUACGUGGUACUUCCAUUGCCAUUACCCCUAAAAAUAAGGAGAUUCCAAGACAGAUCUAUCUUGGCAACUACCUCUCCGCUGAACUGAAAUCAAUAUCCGUCGACGCAAUUCGGAACGGAACUGGAACUGUUAAUGGGGAAACAAUAUUUGGAAACUGGACUGAAAGACCAUAUAGAAUGAGGAUUGACAACCACGGGACCAUGUAUGCCGCAUUUUGGUUUAAAAACUACAUUAGCUCGUUUAGAACUUCCAUGUGGCCAUUUUUGGUGCGGCGUAUUUAUGAGGUCGCUGGACUGGAUGAUAAUGCUGCUGAGCCGUUUGCUUUUGCCUCGGACCAAAAAGAAACUCUUUGGUUGUCGGUGUUUGAUAGGCUCAGAAAGCCAAGAUACAGGCUUUUGAAGGCUGCAGAUGAAGCAAAAUCCAUUUCAGCUUCGCGCACCAGGAGGUUAUGGUGAAACCGAGGAACGACCUGCCACCUGAUUCUAAGAAUUGCACUGCGGCCGAGUUUCCUCCAUCUGCAAAUUUCUAGUGAUCAGAGAUCUUAUGUUGACAUUAUACGGCUCAGUUCGGUGAGAGAUUACCGGUCUUGUAAUUAGGGCUUACAAAUGAAUUAAAAUGCAUUAAAUAUGGUUUUGCUUUUA